UUAAAUGUCAAAAAUAAAUGCGAAGAUGAUUCCGUAAAAUGUAACACGUUGAUCCUCCCUUCCCAUUUUCUAAUUGUAGGCAGGCCAGUUUUGCACGGACCUUGGAUACAGAUCUCAGAUCGGCGAUCACUUGUCAGUCACAUUGUUAUGCACGUGAGAACUGGGAUAAUUAGGUCAUAAGUACCAUUGUAUCUUGGUUGACACCGACUCGGGUGGAUCUUUCCUACAGGAUCAAAAUAUUUCCGUGCUCGCAGUAAGGAAGGUUUACCCGAAGAUUCCCCCACUGUUCAAUUAUCGAUAAGGGGAAUAAUUCCAGAAGACUCUCGGCGCAGGCGCAUUUCAAUUCUGGCCAGUUUGGUUUUAGUCGUUUUUUUUGGCCUCGACGAUUCGACGAUACCCGUUACCCGUGGACAUCUCUCACGAUUGAAAUACUUGGCUUCGUCUCAGAAUUCAUUCCAUUACGGUAAAAGUAGCCCCUUACGAAGCCGAAUUGCCGUGACCCCAUCACGCCAGAAUGUAUUCUUUCGAUUCCUUUUUAUCGACUCGGUCGUAACCAAUCCUAAUAACUGUUUUUUUCAAUUAGAAAAAGGGAAUAUCUUUCAAGAAUAUUAAUCGCAAUCAUGUCAGCGCAUCCCGCUACGUCACCCGCCUCAUCCCAAGUGGCUGAUGAUCAGCCCAAGGGUAAGGAUACCAACAGCGUCUCAAACAAUCCCCCGUCGGAAGUUCAACCGACUCAACCGACGUCUCAAGAUGCCAAUCAUCACAAUCCUGUACAACCUGAUGACGAAUCCUCCGAAGAGAAAAACAGCGCCGCACCCGAAUUCUCUACGAAGUCGCCUGAGUCGCAAGAAUCUGGCGAGGCAUCACCGGUCGCAUCUACUACAUCUUCUACAUCACCUGGCGCCGAUGACUCGAGCGCACCUCCUCUACCGAACGAAGCACCUCCCGCGACUGAAGAUGAUGGUUGGGACUUCCAUUGGGAUGCGACAAAUCAAACAUACUUCUUUCACAAUCGGUUCACAAACGAGACCACUUGGGAGAACCCCCGACUAGCACAGAAUGGUGCAGCUUCGACGUCACAAACCCAAGCUGCUCCUUCUGGCGUCGCUGAGCCUCCUAAAAACGAACGCUUACCAGCCGGAGGCUACAAUCCCGCGAUUCAUGGUGACUACGACCCGAAUGCGUGGUACGCCAAGAAUACGGAGGAGAACGCUGCGAACCAAGGACAAUCGGUCGACCCAUCAGCUGCUUACGCGGCUAUGGGCACCUUCAACCGCUUCACCGGUCGCUGGCAAGGCGACGACCAAAAUCCCGACCGACAUGGUGACGAAGCCAAGUCUCGCCGACAGAUGAACGCGUUCUUCGAUGUAGACGCCGCAGCCAAUUCCCACGACGGUCGAAGUCUAAAGGCAGAAAGAUCGGGCAAGAAGCCGACUAAAGCCGAGCUUAAGCAGUUCAAAGAAAAGCGCCGAGCCAAGAAAGAAGAGAAGCGAAGAGCUUGGCUGCGCGACUAGGUCGCGUGACCUCUACCUAUCCCAACUAUAUCUUAUAAUGUAUCCUUUAUCAAGGUACUUACCUACUCUACCUUAGCCUC
This is a messenger RNA of Hypoxylon trugodes, 1594 nucleotides long. RefSeq lists its product as uncharacterized. The transcript has a single exon. NCBI's taxonomy places the organism in Eukaryota, Fungi, Ascomycota, Sordariomycetes, Xylariales, Hypoxylaceae. The record is from RefSeq and is a predicted model, not a curated record. Gene Ontology annotation, molecular function: protein binding. Bases 621 to 1514 code for a protein of 297 amino acids.